Carlito syrichta (Philippine tarsier) is the source of this 718-nucleotide messenger RNA. It is a transcript of the gene CLDN17, whose product is annotated as claudin 17. Gene Ontology annotation, cellular component: bicellular tight junction; plasma membrane. The transcript has a single exon. The coding region runs from base 31 to 705 and encodes 224 amino acids. The record is from RefSeq and is a predicted model, not a curated record. Gene Ontology annotation, molecular function: structural molecule activity. Gene Ontology annotation, biological process: cell adhesion; bicellular tight junction assembly. NCBI's taxonomy places the organism in Eukaryota, Metazoa, Chordata, Mammalia, Primates, Tarsiidae.
CAGAUUGGACUAGUCUUCAAAGUAAAGGCGAUGGCAUUUUAUCCACUGCAAAUUGCGGGGCUGGUUCUUGGGUUCCUUGGCAUGGCGGGAACUCUUGCCACAACACUUCUGCCUCAGUGGAGAGUAUCAGCUUUUGUUGGCAGCAACAUUAUUGUCUUUGAAAGGCUCUGGGAAGGGCUCUGGAUGAACUGCAUCCGACAAGCCAAGGUCAGGUUGCAGUGUAAGUUCUAUAAUUCCUUGUUGGCUCUCCCGCCUGCUCUGGAAGCAGCCCGUGCACUCAUGUGUGUGGCCGUUUCUCUCUCUUUGAUUGCCCUGCUUAUUGGCAUCUGUGGCAUGAAGCAGCUCAAGUGCACGGGAUCUAAUGAGAGGACCAAAGCAUAUCUUCUGGGAACUUCGGGAGUCCUGUUCAUCCUGACAGGCAUCUUCGUUCUGAUUCCGGUGUGCUGGACAGCCAAUAUCAUCAUCAGGGACUUCUACAACCCUGCCAUCCAUAUAGGUCAGAAACGAGAGCUGGGAGCAGCACUCUUCCUUGGCUGGGCGAGCACUGCUGUCCUCUUCAUCGGAGGGGGUCUGCUCUUAGGGUUCUGCUGCUGCAACAGAAAGAAGCAAAGACAUAGAUAUCCGGUCCCUAGAUACUGUGUGCCACACACAGAUAAGCGAAGAAACGUGACAGUGGCUAGUAAGUCCUCCACCAGUUAUGUCUGAUCCCUGCUUUCAU